CGAGAGCAAACGUCAGGGGUCAGCAGUCAGCCAGCGGAGCGUCAGUGAGCGUUGCGAACGUCAGGGCGUCAAGCAUCAGUCGCCAGCUGGUGGCCGGCCCGAGCGGUCAUUCCGUGCGCGCGUUCUCGCACGCAUCUACCCGUACGUAUCCCGAUCGAGUGAGGCGCCUUCCCGAUCGCACUUCUAAAAUAAGCGCGUGGACCCGCGUGAGAGAAGAGCAACGUGUGGUGCGGUGAAGCCGUAGAUGCUUCCUCGUCGCUGUCGUCGUCGUGAUUCUUUCGGUAGCGCGAGAUGCGCGCUAUUGAGAUCCGUUGCUAUUGAGACUCGUCCGUUGGGUCAUCGACGGGCAUCACGAAGAUAACGAAGAAAUGUCGUCGGUGUUCUCGAAGCUGAUCGACGGCGCGUCCGCGCGCUACGGCGUGCGACAGGAGACGCUGACGCGCGGCGUCGCCGGCAUCGCCGCGGCCCUCUACCUCCUCAAGCUCACCUAUCCGCACAUCCUCGCUCGUCUCAAAUCGUCCAUCCGAAAGAGAGGAGGCCACCAAGACCAGCGUCGUUCCAAGUCCAACGAGAACGGUAACGCUCGUCGAACGGUCAACGGUCCUCCCGACGACAACGAGAACAGGAUCGCCGAAAGUGGCAAUGAGGGAAAACAAAGAUCAUCGGUGGGACUGGAUCGCGAUUUUCUUCGACAGCUGAUCAUGCUGCUGAGGAUCAUGGUACCGGGAUGGCGAAGCCGUGAGAUGGGUCUGCUGGCGUGCGCGACGCUGACGUUGCUAGCCAGGACCUUCCUCUCCGUCUACGUGGCCGAGUUAGAGGGUCAGAUCGUGAAGAGGAUAGUGUUGCGCGACGUACGCGGCUUCGGCCUCAUGCUCGGACGAUGGUUCGCCAUCGCUCUGCCAGCUACCUUCGUCAAUUCCGCCAUCAGAUACCUCGAAUGCCGACUGGCGCUUAGCUUUAGGGAACGUCUGGUACAGCAUGCUUACAAGAUGUAUCUGAGUCAGCAGACUUACUAUAGGGUAUCAGCUUUAGACACUAGACUUGGCGGUGCCGAGCAAAGACUGACGGAUGACUUGUCCGAACUAGCCAGUUCCGUAGCUCACCUGUACUCUAGUUUAACUAAGCCACUGUUAGACUGUGCCUUAGUCGGUAUCGCGCUUAUUUCGUUCUCGCAUAAAAUGGGUGCGAAGACGAUAGCAGGACCACUAUUAGCGCUAGUUGUUAUUGGUUUAACUGGACAAGUUUUGCGUUUCACUUCACCAAAGUUUGGCCAGCUAGUUGCCGAGGAAGCAACGCGACGUGGCAAGUUAAGAGAAGCUCACGCUCGAAUCAGUGCCCAUGCAGAAGAGAUUGCAUUUUAUGGGGGACACGAUACAGAGCAUCGUUACCUGAAUUCCGCUUAUAAAUCUCUGGUGACGCACUUGCAGCGUAUUAUCGCCGUCAAAUUGUGGUAUGUGAUGUUGGAGCAAUUCCUCAUGAAAUACGUAUGGUCCGGCACUGGACUCUUCGUUAUUGCUAUGCCGUUGCUCUACAACACGGCCACAUCAUCGAGAAACGGGAUUAAUACAGACGGCGAUGGUGGCGUGAGUGAGCGAACGAGAUAUUUGACCACUUCGAAAAAUCUCUUAAGUUCUGGAGCGGAUGCUGUCGAACGACUGAUGUCAUCUUAUAAAGAAUUAGUCGCAUUGGCGGGAUACGCGGCACGCGUCAGCGAAAUGUUAGACGUGUUUAAAGACGCUGCGCUCUGCAAAUAUAAAAGAAACAUUGUCACCAGUAGCCCAUUGCGAUCCCUUUCAAACGGCAACGCUCAACAACCUGCAGAUAAAAUAAUCGAAUUCCAUAAUGGUACCCCAGUAAUUAAAGGAAUUGUUCGCGAAAGUACGGAUGGUAGUAUAAGCCUGAUCAACGUGCCGAUAGUCACGCCUAAUUGUGAAGUCAUCGUACCCAGUUUAACAGUUCAUAUAAAGCCAGGUGACCACAUUCUGAUCACUGGACCCAAUGGCUGUGGAAAAAGUUCUCUCUUUCGCAUUAUCUCCGGUCUCUGGCCCGUCUAUGAUGGAACUCUUAUCAGACCAAGUGAAAGGAACUCGUCUGAACACAGCAGGCCUGCUCUAUUUUAUAUUCCACAAAAACCCUACAUGACUGUUGGUUGCCUUCGAGACCAGAUUAUUUACCCGGCACAUUCCAGAUCAAAAAAUUGUUCAGAUGAAGAAUUGCUGGGAUUGCUAGAUGAUGUAGAUCUACGAAGUAUCGUCGAGAGAGAACCGGAUGGUUUCGACGCUCUUGGCGAUUGGGACUCCACUCUAUCGGGUGGCGAGAAACAGCGGCUUGCGAUGACACGACUCUUAUAUCACGCUCCACAAUAUGCUUUGUUAGACGAGUGCACGAGCGCCGUCAGUCUCGAAGCCGAAGGAAUUAUGUAUGAAACGGCGAAGAAGAAGGGAAUUACCUUGUUGACCAUCACUCAUCGAGUGGCGUCGCUCGCUAAGUAUCACAAAUUGUUGCUGAGAUUUGAUGGAGAAGGCGGAUGGACCUUUGGACCAUUGGAUAUAAAUGCUGAAUUAUCGACAUCGCCAAAUCAGGAAGCAAAUAAAAAAGAAACAGAGCAGGAAGAUACGAAGACCAGCCACUAUCACAUGCUGCAUGAGCUGCGUGAUAUACACCCUGAAAAUACCUACGUGGGAAUUAGUUGAAAACUACGAUCUAUAGAAUUUUGUAUUGUAAACAAAAUGAAAGAUAUGUGGAUAUAGAAUAUGAAAUGAGAUAUCACGCACAUUCGCGAAAUGUAUGUAUAUAUUCUGUAUCUCAUAUCUAUUACAUAUAUUAAAGUAUAUAUAUGGACUAUUGAUAUGGAUAUGAAAAAGAUAAUAGAUAAAUUAUUAUGGUGUGAUAUAUAUAUAUUUGAAUGUAUAUAUAUUUUUAAGAUUGCACGUUGCGAAAAUUAUUUUUCCUACUUUUAGAAUAAUAUCGCGCGGAUGCAACAUAUUUUUAAAUAAUAUAGAAAAUAUCAUAAAAUCGCAAAAGGGAAAUUUAUACGUAUAUGUACGACUACUUUUAUAGAUUGUUCUCUAAUCUACAAUGACAUUUCAGAUGAUAUGGUUAUAAUUAGAUAUAAAAUUUAUACAGAAAUAUAUAUUUUGUGAUACACCAAAUAA
This is a messenger RNA of Cataglyphis hispanica, 3155 nucleotides long. RefSeq names its product ATP-binding cassette sub-family D member (gene ABCD). Gene Ontology annotation, cellular component: peroxisomal membrane. The record is from RefSeq and is a predicted model, not a curated record. Lineage: Eukaryota; Metazoa; Arthropoda; Insecta; Hymenoptera; Formicidae. The transcript is spliced from 9 exons. Gene Ontology annotation, biological process: fatty acid beta-oxidation; long-chain fatty acid import into peroxisome; very long-chain fatty acid catabolic process. Gene Ontology annotation, molecular function: ATP hydrolysis activity; long-chain fatty acid transmembrane transporter activity; ABC-type transporter activity. Bases 369 to 2693 code for a protein of 774 amino acids.